GCAGUUACUCACAAGUCACAAGGGAAGUGAGAAGAAGCACGCCAUAUUACGAAUAACCGAAUAAGAAUGGCAUCAAGCACAGGGCAGAACCCGGCCCAUGACCCGGAUACAGACAAACCGGAAAACCCGGAUCACGAGUUUGCAGAGUUCGGAGCGGGUUGUUUCUGGGGGGUGGAGCUUGCGUUUCAGAGAGUGGUUGGUGUCGUCAAAACUGAGGUUGGUUACACGCAGGGUCACUCCCAUCAUCCCACUUACAAGCAGGUCUGCACCGGAACCACCAACCAUGUCGAAGUCGUUCGCCUGCAGUUCGAUCCCAAACUCUGCACCUACAACACCCUCUUGGAUCUCUUUUGGUCUCGCCAUGACCCCACUUCACUCAAUCGCCAGGGCAAUGAUGUAGGUGCACAAUAUAGAUCAGGAAUAUACUACUACAAUGAAACUCAGGCUCGUUUAGCCCAAGAAUCAAAAGAAGCUAAGCAAUCAGAAUUUAAGGGCAAGAUUGUCACAGAAAUUCUUCCAGCAAAGAGGUUCUACAGAGCAGAGGAAUACCAUCAGCAGUAUCUGGAGAAAGGUGGUGGUAGAGGUCUCAAGCAAUCUGCUGAAAAGGGUUGCAAUGAUCCCAUAAGGUGCUAUGGUUGAAAUGAAUGAAUCAAUGACUUGUGAAGCAAGUUACAGUUCUAGUUUUCUAUCCGCCGUCAAUUCUAAAAGCAUGGUAUGUUAUCUUGAAAAAUAAAAGUUGAUAACAUUGUCUGAUCCAUGUAGCUAACAAUGUGAUAAGACUCUCUUGUUAUUGUUGUUAAUAAUGUAAUACAAACUUGAUUUGUGUAAA
This is a messenger RNA of Arachis stenosperma, 829 nucleotides long. RefSeq names its product peptide methionine sulfoxide reductase-like. The transcript is spliced from 2 exons. Lineage: Eukaryota; Viridiplantae; Streptophyta; Magnoliopsida; Fabales; Fabaceae. Gene Ontology annotation, molecular function: peptide-methionine (S)-S-oxide reductase activity. The coding region runs from base 67 to 639 and encodes 190 amino acids. The record is from RefSeq and is a predicted model, not a curated record.